UCGUCGUCACCAUCACAGACAGGUGUCGCAAGCAUGAUGUCUAUAGAAACACUACUACUAAUUUCUUAUUGUAAACAAAUGCUGGAGCGACAUUGCACAAUAAAAUUUUCAUAGUUUUUCUUAACAACUGUGGCAGUUAUUUGCCCUAUACUAGAGGAAGAAGACUUGCCAACUCACACAAAUGUAAUCAGAUUUGCAAAUUUAAAUAUUAAUCUUUCUUGAGCGUAAACUUGGGGCAGUAAGGUAACAUUCAGGUGCAUGAAGUGCAGUGUUUCAAUAUUUACAAAUUAAAUUUCCAUGCCAAUGGCUACGAGCUCAUCUGCGGCAGCUGCAACGGCAACUGCUGCCGCAGCUCCAUCCUCGUCAAUCAGCACGUUGAGCGGUGGUAGCAGCAGUGGAGGUGGGAGUGCACCUUUGAUUAGUGCAAACGCUGCUCAAUUUCGAGAAAUACACAAGAACACUUGGCUUAAAAGACUAACUGCCGAAGGCAAAAAAAUAACAGUGGGACCAAAAAAAUCUGAUCGCAGUUGGGUUGUUUUCUGUGUGCACGAUGAUACCGAUGCACUUUUGGAAGGAUACGCGGAACCUCGCCAGGCUGCCUCUCACAAUCCCGAGUGGACCGUUUCAAUGCAGGAUACAUUACACAUUUCGCACGCCCUCAUUCCUAAUUCGCACGAAUUCGAAUUUGUUGUCACGCUUGCUAAUGAAGUGAUACGCUUCCAUGCAAUGUCAUGGGAAAUUAUGCAAGAAUGGGUGGAGACGCUACGUUCCAAAUUACGUGAAAUGAAAAUUCUAUCGCCACGGGAAAAUCUAUAUACCAAGUUACCUGAAAUACGUGCACCACUCCUACCCACUCGUGAUCCGACGUCACCGUUGCCGGCACCGCCUCCGGUUCCAGCUGCCCUGGUGCCAGGUGUGGAACGCGUGGUACCGGUUAGCUUGGCGCAAGAUAAUUCAGCAAACGAAAACCGUCCAGAGAGAGCUAAUUCUACCAGUGCAACUACAACUUCAACAAUAACUCAACCAGUGACAACUUCUGCUAUCUGCUCCGGCGGUAGUGGCGCAAACAGAACACUUGCCGCCAAUAAUUCUUCAACAACUGUAGCCAAUACCAGCAGCAGUAGCAGCAGCGCCUCUGUGUUUAAUGUGUCAGCAUCAACAACUCAAGCGACUGCAUUACCAGCGCUUACUGCCAUGUCGAAUACACUCACACAAAAUCUGCUAAAUAUGCUAUCUGAUCCUAUAAGCGCAUAUAGUGAGCAACUGAAUGAUGCGUCUCACCUGGACGACAAUAGCUCUGUUGAUGACGCGAAUGAGACGGAUUUUGAUGAUACGUUUAUGUCACCAAUCCUAAGAAAAUCAGUGCAAAGACAUGCUGCACCAACAACCUGCGCGGAUAACAGCGUACGUGUGGAUAUUGGUCAGCGUGCUUCUGCUGAUCAAAUUAAAAACUGGGAGAGUUUAAUGCAAGCUGAAAGUGUCACCACGGCAAGGCUCCAGACUUCUCGUUCGUUAUCCGCUGGCGCUGCAGAUUCGUCACGAAAACUUGUCAAUAAAUCAUCGGAACAUCACAAUGUCUCCGCUACCUCAAGUAAUGAUAAUAUAACGGCCCUGGAGAUAAGCACAGACUCUCAACCACAGCCAUGGCAGAACACUCCCAUUUCCUCAACGGAUUGUGAUUCAACAGAGCAGUUAGAUGCAGAUAAAAUGAACAUCACCAUCAUCCAAGUAUCGACCAUCGAUUCGAAUGAACUUAAACAACAGAGCGAAACGAAAACCAAUGCGAAAAUGUCCAGUAAGCGAGUGACAGGGGAAAUUUUCAAAUUUCCCGAAUCUACGCAGCUUGAGUACAAAAGCAAUGUACAAAUUAUUCCGUCCACAAAAGCAAAUAGUAGUUCAAUUCAAGUACUUGGCACUAAGACUACAACUUCCACAACAACAACUACAACAACUCAGUAUGCGACUCCAGUGAAGAAGAAUAUCCAGACUGCUGCUGCCUCAACAACAGCUGCAGCAGUGAAUUUGCCUGCGGAAGAGUUUAAAAUAACAACAGUGCAUUUGACUGGCAAUUCGCCAUCAGCAACAAUUGCUCAAGAGGCGGGCCACACUAUCGUUACCAGUGCAGUGUCUUUAUAUGGCACUUGCUACAAUACAGGGCCACCCAACACCACUUUACAGGCAACUAAUGUAGAUACCAGUGGCGGUACGCCAAAAAUGAUGAAGAAAAUCAUACUAUCAACCAAUAGCUCAGGUAUAACAAAUAUAACUGUGAAUAAUGCCAGUACGCCGAUAAGAUCGGAGGUGGGCGCCACAGCGGGGGAUGCAACAGUCAAACACAAUAUAGGUUCGGUGCAUUAUGAGAAGGUCUUCCUAUCGACCAGCGUACCACCAGUACUCGACGCAGCGCCGAAUGCUGCCGCCGUAAGCACAGUGACGAACAUAGCGCCGCUGCUGUUACCCACUUUGGCAAGUAAUGCGGUGAAUCAAACGCGCGUAGUUGAGGCAAACCCUAGUUCAGUUGGUAAGCCAUUGAGUAAUUGCAUUUCCAAACCCUCUUCGCCGAUACCGCUGACAGACACACAAAAACAAAACAAGCCCACAGCAGCAACGCGUACGGUUAGCCCUUCUGCCACUGCGAGUGUAGAAAUGCCAUCGUUGCCGCCGAAAAGUAGACACAAAUUAAUGCAGUCGCCACUGAUGACGCGUGCGCAUCCGCCUAACGCAAGUCCCGUGUCAGAGCGUCGACGCAUAGCAACACCUACAAAUAUAACGGCGCGCGCCAUCACGUCAUCACCGCCUCCGCCGCCGCAUCAAACAGUGUCUGUAACACAACAAAACGCCGGCACGAUUACGUCAACCACAACAUCUUCGGCUUUACCCUUACCAAGUCGUGGUUACCUAUUAACACGCGGUCUUACUGAAGCUGUGAUAACGACUCGACCGAGUCGCAAAGAUUUUCAUUUACUUAAAACUGCAGGCGGAAAAGCCAAAGCAGCUAGCGGUGGCAAUAAAAGUGUUUCAAUUACAUCUAACAACAAUGGUGAUAGUUUAUCGGCGGUGCAGACAACAGCAAAUGCCGGUAGCAGCUCGAAUGUGCAACAGCCCAGCCGUAAUCGUAAUUGUGAGUUGUUGGAACAACGUCGGCGCAGCUCCUCUACAUCAGAUGCGCGCAGUGGCGCCAAUACACGUGGCGCCAACAAUAAUGAGCUUCCAGGCGGGCGCAACACAGCACUGCGCUUUCAGCAGCCGCCACAGCCGUUUCGCGACGUAGAAAAUGGAGUCAUAAAUGGGGGUAGCGGUCUAGUAGGCAGCAAUGCGGGCUUAUGUUUGCCACUACCGCCACCAAGUGGUGCUACUAACUCGCCGGCGAGUAAACGUAUGACGCUGCGCGAACAUCAAGUCAUGCAGCUGCGACGGGAAAUCAUGCACCCAGGCGGAGUGCGACUGCAGCUACGACGCAAAGACUGUGUGGGUUCCAUUGCAUGGGUGGAUGCCUUUGGUGCAGUCUGGGUUGCUGGUUGGAAGCAAAAGGAACAUCCGGUGCUCUACAAUGCAUUACACAUUGGUGAUCAACUACUUUCCAUCGCUGGUACAGCGAUAACUACUGCGAAUGAAGCAAAUAAAAUUAUACGCAACACUAAUACGCUUUUUGUCGAGGUGCUGGUGCGUCGCAUACCUUUCGGUCGAGGCUAUGCCAUACGACGUGAGCGUGAAGGUCAGUGUUUGGGUCUAAUACGCGAUGGCAACACAGCGACUAUUGUAGAUGUAGUGCCAAAUAGCUUAGCUGCACGGCAUGGAUUGCCACCUAAGGCACAAUCUUGCGAUGGUACAACACUUACAUUUUGGGUACUUACGGAAAUCAACAGCCGACCUUUGAAUUUGUACUUUAAAGAAAACGAGAUACGCGAUCGUUUAAAUUCAGUGGGCCGUGAUAUUUCCAUACUGGUGCAACCCUCAGAUCUAAUAACAAAACUCAAAAAGCAAUUAAAGUCGUUACGUGGCUAUAAGGACUACCUUGUGCAAUAGGGCCAGAUGUGAUCUGGAGUAACGGCAGGAGCCUAGAAUCGCUUCACGAAGAAAAAGAUACUUAAAAUGCUUAGCAAAUUCAAGAAUAAACAAAUCAAAACGAAAUUGAAACUUUAGUUGGCUCAACCACUUUUGCCAUUCAAUAAUUAGGUUAUCAGCGUGAGCGCGUGGAAAGCUAAGUAAUCAACAUGAACUUUUCGCUGCAUGCAUACAUACAUAAGUAUUUUUACAGUUAAAAUAUUUAUUGUCAUAUUCAAAACUAUCGCUACCCUCAUUUAACUUCAAAAGUAACUAGGCUAAGAAAUAGCAUGUCGGUUUGCAGGAACAUAAUCAAGCAAUCAUAUACUGGAAUUAUAUGCCGUUCAUUAUAAUAAGCGAAAAUCGAUAACAGAAAAAAUUACAAAAAACAAAAGAAAAAAAAACAUUUAUACGAAAAUCAUUCCAUUUAUAAGGGACAUUUUACGCAAAUUAGCCGAGUCAGUUUAGCCAUUAAUUAGUAUUUAAAAAGUGAUAGAGGACAACGUUCAUAUAUCUACUAUAACUGCCCAUGUAUACAUGAGACAUAUACCUAUACAUAUGUAUUUUUGCAGCUUCGUAAUCUCUUAAUAUCCAUAUGCACUAUAAACAUAGGUUGAAAUUUAUUGUACGUAUAAGAAAAUUUUUUAAAAUCUUAUAAAAACAUAGUUUACACAUACAUACACACUAUAUAUCUAUGUAUAAAAGACAUAUUUUAGACAAGACAAGACAAAAUCACAUUCGAAAGACUACCAAGUAUUUAAUUUGUAUUGUAUAAGAAAAGGUAAUUUUUUUUUUUUCAAAUAAUUUAGAAAUUUUAAGAUACAUUGAAAAAUCUAAAAUCUAAAAUUGUCAAGCAAUAUUAUAGUGCCUGUAAUUUUAGUUAAUCGCAUAUGGACAACGUGAUAAUUCCUUUUUGUGCAUCUAAUCUCUUAUAAACAUCAUAAUCACUUAAACUUUUUAUUUACACAUUUUUUUGUAUGGUUUUUUGUUUGAAUCGUAAUAAAAAAUAUACAACCAUUUUA
Anastrepha obliqua is the source of this 5066-nucleotide messenger RNA. Its product is annotated as mucin-5AC. The coding region runs from base 298 to 4026 and encodes 1242 amino acids. The record is from RefSeq and is a predicted model, not a curated record. The transcript has 9 exons. Lineage: Eukaryota; Metazoa; Arthropoda; Insecta; Diptera; Tephritidae. Gene Ontology annotation, cellular component: cytoplasm; plasma membrane.